AUGGCUGGCUUCAGUGAGAAGGAAGAGGCUCUGAUCAAAAGCUCAUGGGAGGAUUUGACCAAAAACUUUCCAACUUUUAGCUUUCAUUUCUUCACCCUGCUGGUGGAGCUUGCACCUCCGUUGAAAGACCUGUUUCCUUUUCUAAAAGGCUCAAGUAACGUUCCCAAAAAAAAUCCUCAACUAGAGGCCCAAGCCUUGAAGGUUUUUAAGUUGACUUUUGAUUCAGCAAUCCAGCUGCGAGAGAAAGGAGAGGUUGUGAUAGCUGAUCCUACAUUAAAGCAGCUGAGUUCCGUGCAUGUCCAAAAAGGAGUCAUUGAUGCCCAUUUCGAAGUGGUGAAGGAGGCACUGCUCAAAACAGUAAAGGAAGCAGCAGGAGCAGCAAAGUGGAGCGAUGAUCUGAAUAAUGCAUGGGCCAAGGCACAUGAUGCGUGGCAGCUUUAA
Molecule: messenger RNA, 441 nt
Organism: Prosopis cineraria
Lineage: Eukaryota; Viridiplantae; Streptophyta; Magnoliopsida; Fabales; Fabaceae
Product: non-symbiotic hemoglobin 2-like
Exons: 4
Coding region: 1-441 (146 amino acids)
Molecular function (GO): oxygen binding; heme binding
Source: RefSeq, a predicted model, not a curated record